Molecule: messenger RNA, 5984 nt
Organism: Doryrhamphus excisus (bluestripe pipefish)
Lineage: Eukaryota; Metazoa; Chordata; Actinopteri; Syngnathiformes; Syngnathidae
Gene: atp11a
Product: ATPase phospholipid transporting 11A
Biological process (GO): phospholipid translocation
Cellular component (GO): endoplasmic reticulum; recycling endosome; plasma membrane
Molecular function (GO): ATPase-coupled intramembrane lipid carrier activity; magnesium ion binding; ATP hydrolysis activity
Source: RefSeq, a predicted model, not a curated record
CGUCUUUGUAGGGCGCGAGAGGCAAGACGAUUAGUCAACCCCAAGCGUGGAAGUGAGGAUGAUGUCAACAUAGUUUGGCUCCGGCUGCGAGGCUACAAUUUCAUUUUACCUUAGCUUUUCUCGCUUCUCCAGGUGCGGUCAGUUUUUUUUUUAAAUCCAGGACGAAGAAGUGGGAAGAAAAAAGUCAUGGAUCGAAGGAGAGAAUUAAGAACAAGCUAGCGCCUUUGGGUGGGAGAACAAGCCGGGAAGAAGCCGCGGUGGCCGGACGGGGCAGAGCGACAGGAUGGGGAUGGAUUUUAGCACUCUCCGGACCCUUAUCAGCAGAUAUUGCGUGGGUGAGGAGAACUGGGUGGACAGCAGGACGGUCUACAUCGGGCACAAGGAGCCUCCUCCAGGAGCUGAAGCCUUCAUACAGCAAAGAUUCCCAGACAACCGAAUAGUGUCCUCCAAGUACACAUUUUGGAACUUCAUCCCCAAGAAUAUGUUUGAGCAGUUCAGGAGGGUCGCCAACUUCUACUUUCUCAUCAUAUUUCUGGUUCAGCUGAUAAUCGACACGCCCACCAGCCCAGUCACUAGUGGACUUCCGCUCGUCUUUGUCAUCACUGUCACAGCAAUCAAACAGGGUUAUGAGGACUGGCUGAGACACAAAGCCGACAACGCCGUCAACCAGUGUCCUGUCCACGUGGUGCAACAUGGCAAAGUGAUCCGCAAGCAGAGUUGCAAGCUACGGGUGGGAGACAUUGUCUUUGUAAAGGAAAACGAGUCGUUCCCCUGUGAUCUCAUCCUGCUCUCUUCAUCACGAGACGAUGGGACCUGCUAUGUCACCACAGCCAGUCUGGAUGGGGAAAGCAGCCACAAGACGUACUACGCAGUGCAGGACACCAAAGCGUACAAUUCCGAAAAGGAGGUGGACACCAUCCAUGCUACCAUAGAAUGUGAACAACCACAACCAGACCUGUACAAAUUUGUGGGCCGCAUCAACAUCUACAUGGACAACGAGCCUGUGGCAAGGCCACUAGGAUCAGAGAACCUCCUUCUCAGAGGAGCCACACUGAAGAACACGGAGUACAUUUACGCGACUGCCAUCUACACUGGGAUGGAAACAAAGAUGGCUCUUAACUACCAGUGCAAGUCUCAGAAGCGCUCUGCCGUCGAAAAGUCAAUGAACGCCUACUUGGUGGUCUACCUGUGCAUUCUCAUCAGCAAAGCCCUCAUCAAUACUGUCCUCAAAUAUGCGUGGCAGGCUGACCCCAGCAGAGACGAGCCCUGGUACAAUGAGAGGACGGAGGCAGAGAGGCAGAGACACAUAGUGAUCAGGGCCUUCACAGACUUCCUGGCCUUCAUGGUUCUCUUCAACUACAUUAUCCCCGUUUCCAUGUACGUCACCGUGGAGAUGCAGAAGUUUCUUGGCUCCUAUUUCAUCAUGUGGGAUGAUGAGAUGCUGGACGAGGAGCUCGGGGAGAGAGCAGUGGUCAACACGUCAGACUUGAAUGAAGAACUGGGCCAGGUGGAGUACGUGUUUACUGAUAAGACAGGCACGCUGACGGAGAACAACAUGGAGUUCAUUGAGUGUUGUGUAGACGGACACGUUUAUGUAGCCCAAGCAAUCUGUAAUGGACAGGUGAUGCCUGGUGCGGCUAGUAUGGACAUGAUUGACACAUCACCAGGUCCCGAGGCCAGGGAGCACGAGGAGCUGUUCUUCCGGGCGCUGUGCUUAUGCCACACUGUGCAGGUGAAAGAGGAAGAGACGGUAGACGGCAUCAAGCACGGCAUCCACCAAGGAAAGUCAACUUCCUUUUACAUAUCGUCAUCCCCAGAUGAGGUGGCGCUGGUUGAGGGCAUGAAGAGGCUCGGUUUCACAUAUUUAAGACUCAAGGACAGUCACAUGGAGAUAUUGAACAGAGACGAUGAAAUUGAGAGGUUUGAGCUACUCCAAGUUCUGACGUUUGACUCAGUCAGGCGGAGAAUGAGCGUCAUUGUCAGGGCCAGCACUGGUGAGAUCUACCUGUUCUGCAAAGGAGCAGACUCCUCCAUCUUCCCAAGAGUCAUCUCGGGCAAGGUGGAUCAGGUCAGAGCUCGGGUGGAGCACAAUGCAGUGGAGGGUCUGAGAACGCUGUGUGUGGCCUAUCGGCCGCUCAGUCCAUCACAGUACCAGGAGGUCUGCCUCAAGCUAAGCGGGGCCAAGUUGGCACUCCAGGACCGGGACAAACAACUGGCGGAGGCUUAUGACCUCAUUGAGAAAGAUCUCAUCCUGCUAGGAGCCACUGCCGUGGAAGACAGGUUACAAGAAAAAGCGGCAGACACCAUCGAGUCUCUGCACAAAGCCGGGAUGAAGGUGUGGGUACUGACCGGUGACAAGAUGGAGACGGCAGCCGCUACCUGCUACGCCAGCAAGUUGUUUCACCGCAACACGCAGAUCCUGGAGUUGACCACCAAGCGCACCGAGGAGCAGAGCCUUCACGAUGUCCUGUUUGACUUGAGCAGAACCGUCCUCAGGCAGCACGGUGGCUGGAGCAGGGACAUCUCUGGUUUAUCAGGUGACUACUCCGACUACGGUCUCAUCAUCGAUGGAGCCACACUUUCGGCAGUGAUGAAGCCUGUCCAGGGGGACUCCAACUCAGGGAAUUACAAAGAGAUUUUCCUGGAAAUCUGCCGCAACUGCAGCGCCGUCCUCUGCUGUCGAAUGGCACCCCUUCAGAAAGCACAGAUUGUGAAGCUGAUCAAAACAUCGAAGGAGCAUCCCAUCACACUUGCCGUCGGCGACGGAGCAAAUGAUGUCAGCAUGAUCCUCGAGGCCCACGUUGGCAUUGGUAUCAUGGGGAAGGAGGGCCGUCAGGCAGUGAGGAACAGUGACUACGCCAUCCCAAAAUUCAAACACCUCAAGAAGAUGCUGCUUGUCCAUGGACACUAUUACUACAUACGCAUCUCUGAGCUUGUACAGUACUUCUUUUACAAGAACGUCUGUUUCAUCUUUCCCCAGUUCCUAUACCAGUUUUUCUGUGGUUUCUCACAGCAGCCGCUGUAUGAUACGGCGUACUUGACUCUGUACAACAUCAGCUUCACCUCACUGCCCAUUCUGCUCUACAGUCUUGUUGAGCAGCACAUCAACAUGGACAUCCUCAAGAAGGACCCGUCUCUGUACAGAGACAUUGCCAAGAACUCGCUACUGCGGUGGCCCAGCUUUAUAUACUGGACUGUCUUGGGUGUCUAUGACGCCGUUGUGAUGUUCUUUGGUGCUUACUUCCUGUUUGACAACACCACCUUCACCAGCAACGGACAGCUAAUGACAACCAACACACAGAUGAUGUUUGGAAACUGGACCUUCGGGACGCUGGUGUUUACUGUGCUGGUCUUCACGGUGACAUUCAAGCUGGCCCUGGAUACCCAUUACUGGACCUGGAUCAACCACUUUGUCAUAUGGGGCUCGCUGAUCUUCUUUGUUGUCUUUUCUCUGCUGUGGGGAGGAAUCAUCUGGCCUUUCCUCAACUACCAGAGGAUGUACUACGUCUUCAUGCAGAUGUUGUCCAGCGGCCCAGCCUGGUUCAGCAUAGUUCUUCUGAUCACAGCCAGCCUUUUACCAGACGUGCUGAAGAAAGUCACUUGUAGGGCGCUGUGGCCCACCACAACUGAACGUAUCCAGAAUGCUGAUAAACUCUAUAGGGGUCAGCUUUCAGAGUUCACCCCCCUGGACCGCCGUCAGAGUUCCAGCGACCGCAGGAACAUGCCUCACCCUACAAGGUCUGAAUCUUUUACCAAGAAAGUCAUGUUGACUCGCUGGCAAAAACCACCAGACUACUGCACCUUCGCACCCCUGCUGGGAUUUACCGAUGCCACGCCCUCCUGCAAUGGGGCGGGGCCAGAGACCUCUGUUUAAUGUAAUGACGUGUAUUUGUACUGUGGUUAAAAAAAACACAAACCGGGUCAGAGCCUGCAAAAUCAAGCUGCAGGCUAAUCCAAUGUAUCGGUGUCACUGAGCUUAGCAGUGUGUGUGUAACCCAUGCACUGGGUUGAAAGUGACCUUCACCACUGUUCCCAAGUCAGCAGCCAAGUAUGUCACAAAGAAUUAUGGGAUGGUUCCGCGUCCGACAAAGGGCUCAGUGUCACUGCAUCAAAGCGCAAACCUUUUUUUUUUCUUGAUUAUCACUGGAAACAUGCGCACCGGCCCUUUAAGUCUGAAGUGCAAUUGGAUCACUGGAGUAGAAUUUGUAUGUUUUCUUUUUUUGUGCUGAUGUUGGCUGAAACUGUGAUGAUGAUGAUGAUGAUGAUGACAACCAACAGCCUCUGUGCUCUGUGUCUUCAUAGGACUAACUGGUCAUGCCUGCAUGCAAACACAUUGUCCCGAAACACUUCAUAGGAAUCACUGCAGCUGUGUAAGGAGGAUGUGUCUUAAGAUGGCUGACGCCUGUCUUUACAUACUACACUUCUACGUGUCCUAUAGGCAGCUUGUGGUAUUGUGCUUUUGUCUACAGUAGACAUUAGAAACUGCAUGGUGGUCCUCGGGUUACUUACGCGAUCCGUUCCUAGACUGUGUAAGAUUAUUAUCAUUACAACUUUGGAGCAAGUUUAUUAGCGCAAUGUAUUUUUAAUCGAAUAUCUUCUCAUAGAAGGCCUUCCUGUCACACACUCACAUAGCACAAUCAGAAUUGCACAACACCUACAUUUGACAAAAAUACUGGAAGAGGCAGACACACAAUAGAUAGAAUACUACUACGGGUUAAAUUUAUAUUUAAAUAAUGGUGGUUAAUGUAUAUUAACCAAGCUACAGUAGCAGCUAACACGGAAUACUAUUGUUAACAUCAUUCAGACGGAAGAGUGGAUACCUAACUCACAAUUUUGCUACGACGACUCAACAAGAUGUUCGUUUGUUGUCAGCAUUUUUUACCUGAGGACUGGAGCACACGUCUUGUGCUGGCAGACGCAGCCAUCCCAAGGAAAGUGAACAUAGUAAGUGUUGUCGCUGUAUCUAUGUUACUGUUGUUGACAGAACUAGCAUACGCUCCUGGGCUAAAUCCAAGCACCUAGGAAAGAAGUUUGAGUAAUGUUUUAAAUAAUUAAAAUACAGCAAAUUAGCAUUAAUACUACAUUUUCUAAUCAAUGGAGUUGUUAAUGCAUGAUCACAGUAUAUCAAAUCAAAGGGCUUUGCAGUUGAAAUAAGUACCCCCCAAUGAUGUGUAUUGUUAGCUAGCUCAUAAGAAACUAGUUUUCCUUCGUUAGAAAACAGAGAAAACGGAGAUGUGUUCAGAGUACAGUUUUCUUUUAAGAGUACUUUGCGAUUUUAGAGGGCGAUUUAUUACUACUUUGAGUACUUUCUGGUUCAUGGGGGGUGGGGUGGUUUAUGUGUUACUUGGACUACUUUGUUUCGUGGCGGAUGGGUUUAGUACUCAGUCGGGACGGUGUGACUGUGUACAUAGUCUAUUCUUCCGCCGUAACUAUUCAAGCGAGUCUCGAAUUUGACGGAGCGUAAACCGAGGAUCACCCGUGAAAUGAAGUUCACCUCUAAAGGUUAGAUUGCAUUUUGGAUUUAUCCUGUUUUUGUGAGUAGUAGCAUAUCGUGACAGCACUUUUAGUUUAGUCAUGGCCUCCCUUUUUUCCUAGUGAAACUUCCUCUGUCGUUGUUAGCCGUGUGUAUUGCUUGCUAGCGGUCUGUGAUUGCCUUCACGUUGUGUUGCGUUCGAGUGCAGCUGGUUGACUGCACUUUCGCGUGUUUGUACGUGACGUGAAAAGCCAACACGUGAGCGGUAUAGAUUUUUGGAGUAUUAACUUUGAAAUAUGCCAAUGUAGCCAACAGCCACUUUCGGUUUCAAGCACAUCCUCUCCUGUCUUUCCUUCUAGAUCGUUCUCUCUCAUUCUCUUUAUCCUCCCCGCUAUCCUCCUGUCUUCGUCUCUGUGGCGAUGGCGACUCCGAUGUGGUCCAGCCCAACUUGACUUUGUCAGAUCAUCUUCUUCACGGUCACUCUCCAUGGAUAGAUUUACCCGUCAUCUCU